UAUGUCGUUCAAGGCGGCAUGGAGGAUGGUAGGGCUGCGUAGCUGAACAGAGGGGAAGAGAAGCAUCUUUCGUUGCUGACGAAUGUCAUAAUCAAUUAUCGUGAUCGCAAUGAUUUGACUAGCACUACCGUUCAUCACUAGUAUUUUACAACUUCAUUAGAACAUCUGUCAACGAUGGAAACCAAGAAGCACAGAGUAUAUAAGGUCGUCCUCACCGGAGGCCCCUGCGGUGGCAAAACUACCGGGCAAUCACGUCUGUGCACGUUUUUUGAAAAUAUGGGAUGGAAGGUAUUUAGAGUACCAGAAACAGCAACAGUUCUUUUGAGUGGUGGGAUAAAAUUCACAGAUCUCUCAGCACAAGAGGUGUUGGCGUUCGUACCUCACUCGUGUCCAAUUUGUGUGGCGAAGUGCACUGGACAUGGCAACAGUAGUGAGGCAUUCAAAUUCCAGGAAAAUCUUCUGAAAACCAUGCUGCAGAUAGAAAAUACUUUCUUUGCUCUUGGAGAAUCCUGUAGUAGAGAUUGUUUGAUUAUCUGUGAUAGAGGUGCCAUGGAUGCUUCAGCCUUUAUAUCAAAGGAAAAAUGGGAAAGGAUGAUGUCAUCAAAUGCUUGGAAUUCAGUCGAAUUAAGAGACAAUCGUUACAAUCAGAUUAUCCACAUGGUUUCAGCUGCUAAUGGUGCUGAAGACUUUUAUUCAACAGAGGAUCAUGCAUGUCGCAGUGAGGGUAUAGGUUUAGCACGAGAUUUGGAUUAUAAAGCAGCAGCUGCAUGGGUCGGACAUCCAUAUUUUGAUGUUAUUGAUAAUUCUACAGAUUUUGAAAUGAAGAUCUGCAGGAUGAUUGAUAGCGUGUGCCAAAAACUGGGUAUUGAUACUGGUGAUCGUCUUCGAACAAAUUCAAGAAAGCUUAAAUUUUUGGUUGGGAGCUUGCCGCCUGAUUCACUUUUUCCACCUUUUCAAGAUUUUGAUGUUGUGCACAAUUAUUUACAGACAAACACACCCAGUAUGCAAGCUCGUCUCAGGAAAAGAGGCCAAAAUGGUCACUGGAGCUACAUACACACAAUCCGAAAGCCAAAGAUUCGUGACCAGAUUGUGGAAGUGAGAACUCAGCUCACUCACAGAGACUAUAUAAAUAUGUUGGCCCAAAAAGAUGAUUCACAUUUCACAAUUUUCAAGAAAAGGAGAUGUUUCCUUGUUAAUAACCAAUAUUUCCAGCUGGAUAUUUACAAAGAGCCAUGUCAUCCAAGGUGUAAAGGUCUUGUCCUGCUUGAAACAUACACAAGUGCUGAUGAUAGUGAACUACACAGAAUUCUCCCUCAGUUCCUGACCAUCAUAAAAGAAGUCACGGGCAAUCCUAAUUUUUCCAUGUUCAAUCUCUCCCUACGUGAAGAAUGGGAUACUACAAAGAAAUUCUGUCACUCAUUGCAAGGUACUGUUGAUGAAGCAACUGGAGACAUACAAAAAAAUGGUCAGAAAGAGCCUCAGUUAGUAAAUGGAGUGUAAGAAAAUAUUUAUGUUGCUACUUUCAAAUGCAUAUAGAAGAUGGCAUUGAAAUUAAUCUCAUUUUACAAAGUGUAAAAGUUGUACUUUUCUGUGAAAAUAGUAAGUAAGUUUCCUUUGUUCUUGUUAGUUGAAAUGGCAAGAGCAUUGCUAAAACACACUAAAUUUAUUUUACAGUAGUGUGUUUAGCUGUAAAUAAAUAAUUUUCUUACUGCAGUUAAAUUUUGGCUACAUUAACUUUAUAUUGAAAUUAUAUUAACCACUGAAAGCUCAUUUUAAGAAAAGGUAAUGAAAAAGUUUCAUUUGCACUGAACUUCUACUUGGGGGGGGCGGGGGGGGGGGGGGG
Molecule: messenger RNA, 1843 nt
Organism: Schistocerca cancellata (South American locust)
Lineage: Eukaryota; Metazoa; Arthropoda; Insecta; Orthoptera; Acrididae
Gene: Ttd14
Product: TRPL translocation defect protein 14
Exons: 12
Coding region: 175-1500 (441 amino acids)
Biological process (GO): photoreceptor cell maintenance
Molecular function (GO): phosphatidic acid binding; GTP binding; phosphatidylinositol binding
Source: RefSeq, a predicted model, not a curated record